AUGGAUCUAAGCCCGGUGUUCUCAAAAUUGUUUCCUGUUCCUCCUGACACAGGAACUCCACAACAGAUCCCACGAGGACAGUACGGCUUCCCGGUACCGCCUGCACUCCGCCCUCAUGCCGAACCUCCUCAAGGAAUACCGUACCCGAACGCACUCUCAAUGCAUAAGCUGCGUUCCAACCAUGCAGCACACCCUUCGCGAAACUUUGAGGUCCACCCUAUGCAUCAUGAAAUACGCCACGUGGUCCCGCCGUCGGAUUCACGCAGACCAGAUCAGGAAGAAGUGAGGGGAAAAAAGUGGAAUGGGUACGACAACUCACGAGUUAGCCACCGUCAGACGAGCACUGGUAUCCUGUCGUUUCCAACAGCUAGGGUUCCGAGAACAGCUAGUAAAGCAAUGGUGUCUUCCACUAAAGCUCCAGGAGGUGGUACAAUCGUCUCAUCGCGUGAUGAAAAUGGCCAAAUUCGUGUACGCGUGGAAUAUAACCGUGAUGAGAUGCUUCACUUCGCCCACUCGCCCUACGCAGUUCUGCCGCCGGCCUGUCUCAAGGACCUCGUGAUUAAUACUCCACAGAUUCUGAGCCGGUUUCCACAACGGCACGGGGUCAACCUAAGCCUCUCGUGCAAGGCGGAGAAAUAA
Angiostrongylus costaricensis is the source of this 639-nucleotide messenger RNA. Lineage: Eukaryota; Metazoa; Nematoda; Chromadorea; Rhabditida; Metastrongylidae. The record is from the annotation of a GenBank genome assembly.